Molecule: messenger RNA, 1299 nt
Organism: Linum trigynum
Lineage: Eukaryota; Viridiplantae; Streptophyta; Magnoliopsida; Malpighiales; Linaceae
Source: the annotation of a GenBank genome assembly
AUGGCGGACUUAGCCUCUUUUGCGACUAUCUCUAGUUGUUGCUCAGCAUCUUCUGCGAUUGCCUCUCGAGGUCACUCUUCUCCUUCUUCCUUCAUCCCCUUGGGCCGUUCCCCUCGCUAUCUCAGCGCUUCCCCUCACUUCAAAGCUUACUUGGCAGUGAAUGCAAUUAGGCCGCGGAAAUUCUCUACUGUUGCUGUUGCCCGAAGUGCAACAGCGGUGCCUAGCAAUGAGAAAUCACCAUCGCCCAAUUCUUCGCAACCUGCUUCUGUUGUUGAGCCUGAACAAGCGAGCCAGGAACAGGAGGUUAUAGAUGUGUUGGAGUACGAUGAAGGUCGGAUUCGAGUUUGUGACAAGCUAAUCGAAGUCUUCAUGGUGGACAAAACCACUCCAACUGAUUGGAGAAGGUUGCUCGCGUUUAGUAGGGAAUGGGACGGCCUCCGUCCUCAUUUCUACAGGCGUUGCCAGGAACGAGCUGACAAUGAGGCUGACCCUGGGAUGAAGCAUAGUUUACUCAAGCUUUCAAGGAAGCUUAAAGAGGUUGAUGAAGAUGUGCAGCGGCAUAAUGAGCUUCUGGAAGCCAUCAGGAAGGCACCUGCUGAGCUUGGUGAGAUUGUUUCUAGGCGGCGGAAGGAUUUCACUCAAGAAUUUUUUGUGCAUCUGUAUACUGUGGCACAGUCAUAUCAGGAUGACAAAGCUGAACAGAAUGCCUUGGCGAAACUGGGAAAUGACUGUGUAGCUGUUGUACAAGCCUAUGAUAAUGCAACAGAGGAUACCAAAGCAGUAAAUGCAGCAGAGCUGAAGUUGCAAGACAUUAUCAAUUCACCUUCUCUAGAUGCUGCAUGCCGGAAAAUAGAUGAUUUGGCACAAAAAAAUCAACUGGAUUCAGCAUUGGUAUUGAUGCUCACUAAAGCCUGGUCAGAUGCUAAGGAGACCAAUAUGACUAAAGAUGAGGUAAAAGACAUACUGUAUCAUCUGUACAAGACAGCAGUGGGUAAUCUUCAGAGGCUCAUGCCAAAGGAAAUAAGAAUAGUGAAGCAUCUUCUCACAAUCGAGGAUCCAGAGGAACGAUUAUCCAACUUAAACGAUGCAUUCACUCCCGGGGAAGAACUUGAAGGAGGCAAUGUAGAUUGCCUGUACACGACACCGGAAAAGCUCCAUACGUGGAUGAAGGCAGUGGUGGAUGCUUACCAUCACAGCCGGGAAGGUACUCUCAUUAGGGAAGCUAGGGAUCUGAUGAACCCUAAGAUAAUUAAGAAGCUGGAGGAGCUGAUUAAGCUAGUCGAAGAUCAUUUCAUGUAA